ACAGUUGCCUCGCGGACUUAAUACAAGACUGACCUAUUUUUAAUUUUUAAUUUUUAUUUUUUUUAAAUAUGUAUCGUCCAGUGUUCCAUAUAUCAGUUGUGAUUUUAAAUUUAUACUCAUUUUGGUAUGAUCAAAUGUAUUUGGAUUUCCCUUACCCAAACAAAGAGUACGCCGAAUUAUCUUUUAAGGGACGACAAGUUUUCUUAACUAUAUGGUGUUUCACACUCCAGACAAUUUACUUCGCCGUUUCCUUCCUGAACGACAUCGUCGGCACCGACGCCCCAGCGCCCAAAAAGACACCAUUAAUCCGUACUCUCAAAGACCACUUAUUUUGUUUAGCAUUCCCUGUAGCCAUAUACGUAUCGACUGCAUUCUGGACCAUAUAUACUGUUGACAAAAAACUAGUCUUCCCAGACUAUAUCGAGAAAAUAUUCCCAGUCUGGCUGAACCAUGUUUUGCACACGUUAGUUGCAGUUUUCAUGUUUAUAGAAUUAAUCGCAACUAGGAGAAUUUAUCCUUCCAGAACAUUCGGAAUAUUUUACACUUUAUUUUUCUCGAUGUGUUAUGUCGUUUAUAUCCAUCUUUUGUAUGCCCAUACGAAGAUGUGGCCCUACCCUAUUUUUGAGGUGUUGAAUCUCGCGCAAAGAAUUUUGUAUUUCGCAAUCAGUACAGUCAUUGCGAUUGGUUUUUAUCUCAUUGGAGAAAAAUUGAAUGCUGCUGUCUCUAAGGGAAGUACAAUGCCUUAUGUCAAUGGUCAUGCUAAUGGACAUAUGAAGAAGAACAAAUAAUUGUGUGAUAACUUAGAUGUAUCGUUAUUUAUUAAAAUGUUUUUAUUUAUU
Messenger RNA from Amyelois transitella, 839 nucleotides. Its product is annotated as androgen-dependent TFPI-regulating protein-like. The transcript is spliced from 2 exons. The record is from RefSeq and is a predicted model, not a curated record. Gene Ontology annotation, cellular component: endomembrane system; membrane. The coding region runs from base 69 to 788 and encodes 239 amino acids. NCBI's taxonomy places the organism in Eukaryota, Metazoa, Arthropoda, Insecta, Lepidoptera, Pyralidae.